CACCGAGGAAGACGUGUAAUCUCGUCUAUGUUUAAUUUUAAAUGGAAUUCGCCUGUACUUUAUUUGAAGGUCUGGAGGACACCUGUCCACCCCGAGAAGCAGCGGAGGAUGAUGAGAUGGAUGGAGUGAAAGUAGAAGCAGAGCAAACAGAAGAGGUUCAAGGAGAGGGAACUGUUCCAGACAUGGAGACGCCAUCUACAACAGAAGAACCUGCACUAAAACAAAAAAGCCGUCAGUCAAAAUGCCGUCACUGCUGUUCAGUGUGUGGCAGGGAGUUUUCCCGUCCAUCUCGGCUGGCGGACCACAUGUUCAUGCACUCGGGUGACAAACCAUACAGCUGCUCUGUGUGUGGGAAGCGCUUCACAAAGAAGAUAAACAUGACAGUGCAUCAGCGGGUACACACUGGUGAGAAGCCAUACUCCUGCCCAGACUGUGGGGUCAGCUAUGCCCAGUUGGGCUGCCUUCGGAGGCACCGGCUCCAGCACGCCGCCGAGAAGCCCCACCACUGCUCAGUUUGUGGUCGAGGAUUCAUUCAGCGGCGCUAUCUCAUCCAGCACGAACGGACGCACACUGGGGAGAGGCCAUUCUCCUGCUCCCUCUGCCCCAAACGGUUCGCCUCCAGAUCGGGACUCACCGAUCACCAGAAAACUCAUAAAGAGGAGAACCUGUACUCCUGCUCCAUCUGUGAGAAGGUCUUCUCCACGCCAUCCUCCUUCAGGGAUCAUGUCAGGCUCCACACGGGACAGAAACCACACCCCUGCUCACUGUGCUGCAAGAGCUUCAACCGGCCAGGUCUGCUGAGAAAACAUCUGGAGAAACAUGCAGAGGAGCAACAUGUGGUUAAAACUGAAGAUGCUGGAAAUGGGCAGGAGGAAACACCUCACGCCUGCCCCCUGUGCCACAAAUGUUUCUCCACCGCUGAGAAGCUGCAGCAGCACAGCCAGCUCCACCAGAGGGCACUGCGAUUUGUGUGCGAUAUCUGUGGCCGAGGCUUCACCAGAGCAUCCCGGCUGAGGGAGCACACGAGGUCUCACACUGGAGAGAGGCCGUUUCAGUGCGACGUCUGCAAGAAAAGGUUCUCUGUGCAGGGAGUGUUGAGGAAACACCGGGAGAUCCACCGCCGGGGGAAGCACAGCCUCACCAUGACGCCGGACGACGACUCUGCACAGGAAGCAGACUGCAACACAUCGCUGGGGAGUGAUGGUGUGAACAGGCUGCAGGAGCUGAGGGUCGAGUACAAAAGCACUAACGAAGGAGAGGAAGUGGGCCAUUCGCUGCCUGACCGGGGCCCCACUGGUCUGAAGAAGCUUCUCAUCUGCUCUGUCUGUGGGCAGAGCUACCCGAGCCGGUCCAGACUCAGGGAGCACUGUAAGAUCCACACGACUGAGAAGCAGCGCAACUGCUCAGUGUGUGGGAAAACCUUCACCUCCGCCUCAGGCCUGAGAGCGCACCAGAAAGUCCACCUGGCUGACAGACCUCACCCCUGCAGCAUCUGUCCCAAGAGCUUCCUGAAGCCCUGCCUGCUCCGCAAACACAUGAGGACCCACAUCAGGGACGGACUCCUCGCCACUCCUGCCGACAAGGAGUUCUGGCUCAAUGAGAAAACUUUGGAUGACAAGGGAGAGGAGGUGGUUGUGAAGAGGGAGGAGGAGGAAGGUCUGGAUGAACAGGACUCCCAGGACCUUCCCACCUCCACCCUUAAACCCAGACCUCUGCCUGAUAACCAUGGCAAGAGAGAGAGAAACGAAGGAGAUGUCAGCGGUUUGAUCAACUCUGAUGGGGAGGAGGAGGACUGGAGACCGGCGCUCAUUGCCCCUGUGAGAGACGCAGGCGGCGGCUCACAGCUUUCAGCAGACAGCGGUGGCGAUGGUAAGAGCAAACACUGCUGUCCAGUGUGCGGCCGUGACUGCUUCAAAGCGUCAGCUCUGCAGAAACACCUGCGGAUCCACUCGGGUGAACGCCCUUUCCAGUGUCCCACCUGCAGGAAGAGCUUCACCCAACAGGUCCACAUGACAGAGCACCAGAGGAUCCACACCGGAGAGAAGCCCUACACCUGCACCGACUGUGGCAAGAGCUUCACCUUCUCCAGACCAGCGCUGACACACUCUGGAGUCCGCUUCCGGUGUCCGCUCUGCAGCAAGAGCUUCAGCCGCGCCCUGGAGCUCACCUAUCACGUCGACACGCACUCAGACGCUCAGCCGUACUUCUGCAGCAUCUGCAAGAAGAACCUGAGCGGAGCCAGGAUCUUCCGCAACCACAUGAAGAAACACGAGACAGCGAACUCACCACUGCCACGAGCAGGACCGCAGGAAGCCGAGACACCCUCAGAGUGUCCUUAA
This is a messenger RNA of Monopterus albus (swamp eel), 2339 nucleotides long. RefSeq names its product zinc finger protein 708-like. Lineage: Eukaryota; Metazoa; Chordata; Actinopteri; Synbranchiformes; Synbranchidae. The transcript has 10 exons. The coding region runs from base 42 to 2339 and encodes 765 amino acids. The record is from RefSeq and is a predicted model, not a curated record. Gene Ontology annotation, biological process: regulation of transcription by RNA polymerase II. Gene Ontology annotation, cellular component: nucleus. Gene Ontology annotation, molecular function: DNA-binding transcription activator activity, RNA polymerase II-specific; RNA polymerase II cis-regulatory region sequence-specific DNA binding.